This is a messenger RNA of Cucurbita moschata (crookneck pumpkin), 1291 nucleotides long. RefSeq names its product CBS domain-containing protein CBSX2, chloroplastic-like. The coding region runs from base 255 to 989 and encodes 244 amino acids. NCBI's taxonomy places the organism in Eukaryota, Viridiplantae, Streptophyta, Magnoliopsida, Cucurbitales, Cucurbitaceae. The transcript is spliced from 8 exons. The record is from RefSeq and is a predicted model, not a curated record.
CCGACCAGGCGGGAUUUUCCUCUCUCCAUUUAACCCGCGUUUGAUUGGGAAAGUGUCGCUUCCUUUCCUUGCACGGAACGGAAGUCAAUUACAACCUAAUUUUCCGAUUCCUCUUUGAUUUCGAAGAUUUCCGGUUGUAAUUUUCUUCCGUCCGGUAGAUCAGCCAUUGAUUCUUCCAACUAUUCUCUUCCCAGAGUAUUGUAAUCGGUUCUCCAUCUGUGGAAUUCUCAGCUACUCGUCAAGCACCAAGCAAAAUGAGCUCCAUCUCGCUCUCCAAUUCACAUGCUCUGCCGCGGGCUUAUCCUCAUCAUCUUUGCCACUCUCAGCUGCAUCCAUGCCGUCGCCAGUCUCUGCCUUCGUCUAAUUCUCUUUUUAAGCUGCAGCGGUUUGGGAUCUCCGAUCGAUAUUCCACUCGACCUCCCUUGCCGUUGGUUCUUGCCUCUUCUGGAGCUAGCGUCGUCGGCUCCUUUCCGAUCAGAGGAACGUAUACGGUUGGUGAUUUUAUGACGAGAAAGGAGAAUCUUUAUGUUGUUAAGCCUACAACAACAGCUGAUGAAGCUUUUGUGAUUACAGCAUUAGAGGCCUUGGUGGAGAAGAGAAUAACUGGUUUUCCUGUUGUUGAUGAAGAUUGGAAUUUGGUCGGAGUCAUCUCAGAUUAUGACUUAUUAGCACUUGAUUCCAUUUCAGGUGGUACUCAAAGCGAUACCAAUCUGUUUCCUGAUGUGGAUAGUUCGUGGAAAACAUUCAAUGAGUUGCAGAAACUUCUCUGUAAAACAAAUGGUAAAGUUGUUGGCGACCUGAUGACGCCUGCUCCGCUAGUUGUUCGUGAAACUUCAAAUUUAGAAGAUGCUGCCAGGUUGUUGCUUGAAACAAAAUAUCGUCGAUUGCCGGUAGUAGAUGCAGAUGGCAAGCUGGUGGGGAUCAUUACUAGGGGAAAUGUCGUUAGAGCUGCGUUGCAGAUAAAACGUGCUGCUGAAAGUUCGACAUAAUUCUGGGAACGUUGGCUGGUUGGCUGGUGUCGCUCUGUGGUAAGGUAAACAUGCUAUUCAAAAGCUUAGCAUUGAUUUGUAGAUCUUGAAUAUAGUAUAUAUAUAAUAGUUUGCUUUAAAGGGAAGUUUAUUGUUGUUCUAAGAUUCUUCUUCCCAGUUUCCUAACUGAGAAAUGUUGGUCUAUUGCAACAUUUAGGUAUCCCAGCAUUUCAGGUCAGUCCACUGUAUGAUUUCUCUAUUGAGUUAGUCAUAUUAUUGUUUAAAUUUCCCUAAACAUUUUGAAUAUAAUUAGUGAGUAUUUU